Anopheles gambiae (African malaria mosquito) is the source of this 2530-nucleotide messenger RNA. RefSeq lists its product as uncharacterized. The transcript has 8 exons. The coding region runs from base 209 to 2530 and encodes 773 amino acids. The record is from RefSeq and is a predicted model, not a curated record. Lineage: Eukaryota; Metazoa; Arthropoda; Insecta; Diptera; Culicidae.
UCUGUGGUACUGCCGCAAAACCAGUGGAGCUGUAGAACCUGAGGCAAUAACUUCAACCGAGGCGAACCAAACGCACCAGGCAACAAAAAUAACAGCGCCACCUACAACGAAAGCCGUAGCGCGCGCAAUCGAUAGCAAAUAAUAGAUUUGAUCGAGUUUUUACAACAGCUCAACCAACAAACAAACAACAAAACACUCAUCCGUCAAGAUGUGGCCGAGAUCGUUGCGCUCCCUGCUGCUGACGUGCCUGCUGUUAGCGUCCUCCUCGCCGAGCAUAGACGCGGCGAAGAGGCGAUCCCGGCUCGAUCUGCCCAUCUCCAAGCCGGCCGACGCACCGCUCGAGGACAAUCUGGCCACCGCGUCCGGGUCCGAGCCGGCGUACGAGCGCGUCGAGGCACCGGCCGCGAUCACACCGGCCGCUGCCGCCACCAGUGCGGGCACCUCCGCCGAGACGGAAUCGUCCGCCAACGCUAGCGGAAGCGGAAGCUCGGAAAACAGCAGCCAGAUGAUCGACGAGUACUCGGACGAGGAGUGCGAUCCGGACUUCAUUGCGUUCGAGCUGGUUACCGGGUACGUCUUCUCGGCACCGAACAAGCUGCUCGACUCGAUGCCCGGCACGCUGAUGCUGACCGACUGUCUCGAGGCCUGUCAGAACAAUGAUUCGUGCGCGUCCGUCAACUACGAAACCGGCCUGUGUGUGCUGUUCUCGUCAAACUCUGACAAAUUACCAGGUGCCCUCACAAAGUCGCAAUUCCCGGUGUUCACGAUCUACGCACAGAAGUCCUGCCUGAAGCUGCGGCCGUGCGAACGUGCCUGGUGCAUCGACAGGGUGCAAGGUUACAAGCUGAACGGACACGUCAAGCGCACCGCCCAGGUCGUUUCGCGCCGCGACUGUAUCGAGAUGUGCCUCGGCGAGAACGAAUUCACCUGCCGCUCGGCCAACUUCUACCAGACCACGAUGACUUGCGAGCUGUCCGAUAUGGACCGCAUCACGCUGGCCGGCUCGUCCGCCUUCCAGACGAACGACGGUGCCGACUACCUGGAGAACAACUGCGCGGAGGAGCCGACGAAGCUGUGCGAGUUCAAGCGCCUGUCCGGCCGCAUCUUGAAGACGGUCGACUCGGUCUACCAGGACGUGGCGAGCGUGGACGAGUGCCGAGAGCUGUGCCUGAGCUCGCCGUACCGCUGCCACUCGUACGACUACGGAGAUACCGGCGAUAUGGUGUGCCGCCUGUCCCACCACAGCCGCGCCACGCUGUCCGACAUUCAGGAUCCCUACCUGGACGUGCCGGAAGCGGCCACGUACGAGCUGUCCUCCUGCUACAACGUAUCGAUUGAGUGCCGCGCCGGCGAUAUGAUUGCCAAGAUCCGCACCUCCAAGCUGUUCGACGGCAAGGUGUACGCCAAGGGUUCGCCGAACUCGUGCUCGGUCGACGUGAAGAGCUCGCUCGAGUUUGAGCUGCGCAUGGGCUACCAGGACAUUGACUGUAACGUGCGCCAGAACGGGCUCGGCCGCUACCUGAACGAUGUGGUCAUCCAGCACCACGACACGAUCGUGACGUCGAGCGAUCUGGGGCUGGCCGUCACCUGCCAGUACGAUCUGACCAACAAGACCGUCUCGAACGAUGUCGAUCUGGAUGUGACGGGCGAUAUCGAGCCGGCCCUGUCGGAGGAGGUCGUCGUCGACUCGCCGAACGUGGUGAUGAAGAUUACGACGCGCGACGGCAGCGAGAUGAUGCGCACGGCCGAGGUCGGCGAUCCCCUGGCGCUGCGCUUCGAGAUCCUGGACCCGCAGUCCCCGUACGAGAUCUUUGUCCGCGAGCUGGUCGCGAUGGACGGCGUGGACAGCAGCGAGAUUACGCUGAUCGAUGCGCGCGGCUGCCCGACCGACCACUUCAUCAUGGGCCCGAUCUACAAGAGUGCCAGCUCGGGCAAGAUACUGCUGUCGCACUUCGACGCGUUCAAGUUCCCGUCCUCGGAGAUGGUACAGUUCCGGGCGCUCGUCACACCGUGCAUGCCGACCUGCGAGCCGGUCCAGUGCGACCAGGACGAUUUCGGUGGCGAGCUGCGCUCGAUGGUGUCGUACGGGCGCAAGCGGCGCUCGGUGAACGCGACGACGAGCGCGGUGCUGGAGGCGGUCGCACGCCACCGCCGCGAGACAACACGCCAAGCGCCGCAGGACGACAUGCUGCUGGUGCAGUCGAUUCAGAUCACCGACAAGUUCGGGUUCGAGAAGCAGCAGGGCGCCAAACCGAAGCUCAGCAGCAGCGAAACCGUGUUCGUUGCCAACGAUGGUCAGGGCAUCUGCGUUAAUGGAUUGGGUCUGAUCGUUGCCGGUGCCGUGUUCCUGCUCGGCCAGCUGGCCGUCAUUGCCAUCUGGACCUAUCUGUGGCAGCGUCGCCGAAAGCAGCGCCAGUUCGAGAACGCCUCGAUGGGCUCGUCCGUUGUGCCGACCCCAACGCUUACCGGUAGCCGGGCGGACUCGAUGUGCAAGCUGUACGACAGUGGUUACGCGGGCAGGCACUUUUAA